Molecule: messenger RNA, 1687 nt
Organism: Caenorhabditis elegans
Lineage: Eukaryota; Metazoa; Nematoda; Chromadorea; Rhabditida; Rhabditidae
Gene: C53D5.1
Product: FAM69 protein-kinase domain-containing protein
Exons: 8
Coding region: 34-1296 (420 amino acids)
Source: RefSeq, marked reviewed
UUCCCCCAAGUCAAACCGUUCGAUGUUGUAGAAAUGGAGAUAAUUCCGCUGCAUUACGGAGCACAAGUUGGGAUUUAUGACGAGGAUCAUGAGGCACAAGGCCGAACGGCAACCGACUACGCGGGUCAGGACUACGAUGAAUGUUAUGAUAGGUGCGAACAAGAGUGUGGCGAGGAGGCGUGGCGAAUCGCGUGCUGCUCACGAGUCGGGAAGAUCGCCAUCCUUGUCAUGUCAAUCAUUGUAUUAUAUCUUAUCAUAUCAGCAUUAACGCCCUCCGAAAGCACACACAAGACGGACCUCAACGAGCCGCGGCCUGGUAUUAAUUUAACAAGAGCCAAUCAAGUACUCACCGGAUUAUGUGAUGCCUAUGAGCGAGGAGACGUUUCCGGAGACUCUUGUAAUCGACUUUGCUAUGAUCGAAACUGGCUUGUCACUGACUUUUACGAAGGGCACAAGACUGUGGUCAUAGUGAAAGAUGGCGGACAGAUUGCUGUCUAUAAAAGCACAAAACCGUUUAUGGAUCAAUUCGACGAGCCGAAAGACCAUCUGACGGAUGCAGAGUUCUCGGAUCGAGUAGUCGAUAUGGUGAAUGAUGAGCUGAGACUCGGAUGGCCGAAACACUAUCGACGGCAUUUAAUGGAGACUGUGUGGCCGACACUGUUACGGACCAAGGGAGAAGCCAUGUCGAAAGCGGAUCGACGAUCCUUGUGGGCUUUGUUAAAGCAGCCUGAAUUCAUCCUGUUCCGAGUGUUACCGUUGACACGUGUCACGCCGAAGCUCAUUGGGACGUGUGGACAUAUGUAUCAGACUGAGUCACUGGUGGCGUUCAAGAUGAAAGGGUAUUAUACGAAUUUGAAGGCAAAAAUCUUGGUGCAUGUCAUGGGAACCCUGAAGCUCUUAUACGAAUUUCUCGACGAACCCCUUCAAUGGUGUGAUGUUCGAUUUGAUAAUCUCGGGUUAUCAGCAGAUUAUCCGAAAAGAUUCGCUCUAAUGGACGGUGACAUGGUGUACACGAAAUCGAAAUUGGAUUCUCUCCUAAAAGGACGUCCGUGUGAAAGUGAUAAUGAUUGUAAAAUUGGAGACUGUGAGGCGAGAUGCACUUCUAAUAUGGUGUGCUCGUCGAGGAGUAACGGGAAUUUGGAGGUCUUCUGCGAUAAACUGGUCAACAAACUGUUCGCAAAUCAAUGGUCCAAAAAUAAUAAAUAUUUGGUCGCAUGCCGGGAUACAGGACGAAAUAUCACAACUCGACUCAACGAAUUACGGUUAACAUGGUCAUGGAAUCUGCCGGAUGUUUAAAGGAAUCUAGCUCAAUUCUUUCUUUUUUUUUCUUCUACUCCAUGUGUCAAAAAAUCCCCGUGUCUUAUAAUUUUCUGGUGCUUUUUUCCAUAUUUUCCUUUUUUUGUGUUCUGGCUCAUUUUUCCAUGGCUCACAGAGCCCGAAAGCUUAGGAUUUUGAAAUUUUAUUCGUUUUUUUCUCAUAAUUCUGUCAUCAUUUUUUGCUCUGCAUCAUCAUCAUCAUCGUCAACAUCAUCGCGUUUUAUUAUGGGUUCAUGUAUUAUUACACUUUCCUCGAAAAAAAAUUUUGACGAACGUGUAAUAUGUUUCACCUUGUCUCAUUUGUACCUCGUUCAUUGUUACGGGUUUGAAGUUUUAAAACUCUGAAUUUAUAUGAAGAAUUUUAAUUUAAA